Messenger RNA from Gossypium raimondii (Peruvian cotton), 468 nucleotides. RefSeq lists its product as uncharacterized. The transcript has 2 exons. NCBI's taxonomy places the organism in Eukaryota, Viridiplantae, Streptophyta, Magnoliopsida, Malvales, Malvaceae. Bases 1 to 468 code for a protein of 155 amino acids. The record is from RefSeq and is a predicted model, not a curated record.
AUGUCUCUGCACAUCUUAACCCCCAUUACUCUCUUUCUUCUCUUCCCUUUGAUGGCCACUUCUUCCAUACAGGAUUUGCUACGGAGCCGAGGGUUGCCUGCCGGUAUUUUCCCGGACAAUGUUAAAUCUUAUAAGCUUAACCUUGAUGGUCGAUUGGAAGUCGAGUUGGAAAAGUCAUGCAUGGCUGAAUUUGAUGGGAGGGUGCAUUUUGAUCGUGUGGUGAGAGCUAACCUUAGUUAUGGUGGGUUAGUGGGGCUUGAAGGAUUAUCCCAAGAAGAGCUAUUUUUAUGGUUGCCUGUAAAAUGUAUUAUUGCUAAUGAUCCUUCACCUGGUGUUAUGUUGUUUGAUAUCGGUGUUGCUCAUAAACAACUCUCUAUUUCUCUCUUUGAAGUCCCUCCUCCUUGCAUGACUCAAGAAGAUAUGGAAGGGAAGGGUGAUUGGAAGAAGGGAUUUGAAUUUCAGAAGUGA